Molecule: messenger RNA, 6831 nt
Organism: Gopherus evgoodei (Goodes thornscrub tortoise)
Lineage: Eukaryota; Metazoa; Chordata; Testudines; Testudinidae
Gene: THRB
Product: thyroid hormone receptor beta
Exons: 7
Coding region: 1-1545 (514 amino acids)
Biological process (GO): retinoic acid receptor signaling pathway; cell differentiation; thyroid hormone receptor signaling pathway
Molecular function (GO): zinc ion binding; nuclear receptor activity; RNA polymerase II cis-regulatory region sequence-specific DNA binding
Source: RefSeq, a predicted model, not a curated record
AUGGUGGCUGAAAGUGCAUGGCUGAAAAGCUCUGCAUCUUAUCAAUGCAGUCAAGUGGAGAUGCUUGUGAAUACCAGCAGAUCAAGAGAAUUGAGAAACUACUUGCUUUCCAAAACUCCACAGCUCAGCAAGAUCUUGGCAAUGCCUACAGUGUGUCAACCAGUGCUUGUCAACCCUCCAAAAAAUGGCCUUCCAGCCUGUGAUAGGCUGGUACAUCUUCCUGACAGACAUCACAAAUGGAAUUUUGUAGAUAUAGCAGAAAAUCGCUUGUGUAGGAAAAGACAUUCCAGAAAUGAUAUGCUGAGAAAUGGACAGCAAUCUUCACAGUUUCUACAUGCUUCAGUUUGGACUAGUUCAAUAUUACAUCCAGGUCCUACAAAAGUGAAUACUCAAGGCAUGUCAAGUUCCCAGGAGUACAAUAUAGAAGAAAAAAAAUGUAAAGGAUACAUACCCAGUUACUUAGACAAGGACGAGCUAUGUGUAGUAUGUGGUGACAAAGCCACCGGGUAUCAUUAUCGCUGUAUCACUUGUGAAGGAUGCAAGGGAUUUUUUAGAAGAACCAUUCAGAAAAAUCUCCAUCCAACCUAUUCCUGUAAAUAUGAAGGAAAAUGUGUGAUAGACAAAGUAACAAGAAACCAGUGUCAAGAAUGUCGCUUCAAAAAAUGUAUCUAUGUUGGCAUGGCAACAGAUUUGGUGCUGGAUGACAGCAAGCGGUUAGCAAAAAGGAAGCUGAUAGAAGAGAACCGAGAGAAGAGACGUCGGGAGGAGCUACAAAAAACAAUUGGGCACAGACCUGAGCCAACAGACGAGGAAUGGGAGCUGAUAAAAAUUGUCACUGAAGCGCAUGUGGCUACCAAUGCACAAGGAAGUCACUGGAAACAAAAAAGGAAAUUCCUGCCAGAAGAUAUUGGGCAAGCACCAAUGGUUAAUGCCCCAGAAAGUGGGAAAGUGGAUUUAGAAGCCUUCAGCCAGUUUACAAAAAUUAUCACACCAGCAAUUACAAGAGUGGUGGAUUUUGCCAAAAAGUUGCCUAUGUUUUGUGAGCUGCCAUGUGAAGACCAGAUAAUCCUUUUGAAAGGCUGCUGUAUGGAGAUUAUGUCCCUCCGUGCAGCAGUGCGCUACGAUCCCGAGAGUGAGACUUUAACACUGAAUGGGGAGAUGGCAGUGACAAGGGGUCAGCUGAAAAACGGGGGUCUCGGCGUAGUGUCUGAUGCCAUCUUCGACCUGGGCAUGUCGCUGUCCUCGUUUAACCUGGAUGACACGGAGGUCGCCCUGCUCCAGGCUGUGCUGCUCAUGUCAUCAGAUCGCCCAGGUCUCCUCAGUGUUGAGAGGAUAGAAAAAUGUCAAGAAGGUUUCCUCCUGGCCUUUGAACACUACAUUAAUUACAGAAAACACCAUGUUGCACACUUUUGGCCAAAACUGCUGAUGAAAGUGACAGAUCUGCGAAUGAUUGGUGCCUGCCACGCUAGCCGCUUCCUGCACAUGAAGGUGGAAUGCCCCACGGAACUCUUUCCCCCUUUGUUCUUGGAAGUGUUUGAGGAUUAGAAAGACUGGAGUGGUUCUCAGAAUUCCUAUAGCACUACUGGCUGUCAUUUCAUUCCAUUGCCUAGCUCUUCUUCUGUUCUUUUUGUUUUGGUUUGGUUUGUUUGUUUCUCUUUUUUUUUUAUAGACAUUGGUGAAAAUGUCCCUUUAAUGCGGGUACUUGUGACUAUUGCUUUUUGUCCUUCAGUCCCUUGAUGUGAAUGCUUUGACAGCUUAACAGUGAAAACACAAACAAACCAAUCUUGAUCACCAGCACUUAAGUGGUCACCAGCUAACAUCCAUCACUGCUUGGGGAAAUGGGGAGAUAAAAUUGAAGUGGCAGAAAAUAAACAGGCCUCCAAGGCAAAGCACUUUGCCCUGCCUUUUUCCCAGUAUUACCUCAUUUUGCAAGCCAUGAGUGAGAUACACUGUCUAGUUUUCCAUGGUCAUUCUAAGUGUAACCAUUACCAUUUUGACCUAAGAAUACCAUAAUCACUGUGAUUGCAUCACAUCCUUGGGAUUAUUACAUGGGUCAUAAAUAUCUGUGUCCUCUACAAUCAAAUCUUUUUUCAAAUACACAGUGGGGAGCAGGGGUUGAUAUAUUUUUUUGAUUUGUACAAAAAGGGCAAAAUCCUCAGCCCUUGCUCAGUUAAAACUCUAGAUGACUUCAGUGGGAGGUCUACUGGAAUAAAGACCGAGGGCUUGAUCCUGUCAGGUGUUGAGCUCUUCCAACAGGUGCGGGGAGCCCACAACUCAGGUUGACUUCAGAAGAGGAAGUGAAGGGGGAUGUCACAUCAACAUCCAAGUGGCACUGGAAGGGAUGGGCACUUGGCAGGUCUUGGUAUGCACUCAGCACUCUGCAGGAAUGGGUCUUUUAUCCUGGCUGCAGGAUUUGCCCAGGGUUAUGCAAAGAUACAAAUGAUUACAGGGAGAAAAAAAUAAUUAUGAUGAACUCCAAAUAGGAUAGAAACCUACCCUAUUACUAAUUAUGCUCCAGACUGUACAACUUUAUCCCAGUAACAUGUAGAGUAUGUCUUGAGAGUAAUCUCUGAUAGAUAAAUACAAAGGAAACAUAUUGCCGUCUUUUUGUACUUUUUUGUACGUGCAUUUUUAUUUUGAUUGGCUAGAUUCUCUCUCAGUUCCCUGAAAUCAUUUCUAUUGACUGCGCUAGUAGGAGCUGAACUGAGCAACAACAGGAUGUCCUGCUGCUGAAAUCUGCCAGCCAGCACUCCUAGCACUCAUUUGGGCCUUUUUCAAGGGCAUUAAGAGUAAAGAUUCCUCUGUUUCAUCCAUCCUCAUCACAGGGUGAUUGUCUCUGAAGUUUUAUAAACUCCAGGCCAGGCAAGUCUCCUAGUUUAUCUAUAAGUGGGAUACAUCAGAAGGAUCAUCCUCUUCCUGGCAACAGAAAAGAUUUAGUACAGCCUCAGACUAUGUUUCAUGCUCCCUCUGUUGCAUUGUGCAUUCACAUAUCAAUACAAAACAAAGACAGAAGGAGGUAUCCUUUCCUGCCCAACUAGACAGGCAUUGUUAUAGUUGGACAUUCAAAGUUAAAGGCCCUAAUCUAGCCCUAGGUGUUUGACUCAUGAAAACGUGGUACUAGGAAAACUUUCAUUGUGAGCAAAACACCAGGGGAAUUUUGAAAUUAUUUUCACUCCUGCUGCAAUGCGAAGAAAGCAUUUGGAAUACUAACGGCCACAUUUGCAGCCAGGCUGAAUCCCUGCCGCCAUGUUUAUUGGUGCAAUUUGCAUCUAUACCUCCAAUGAGUUUUGAGUGUUAAUCUUAGUAGUUACAUAUUGGACUUCUAAGAUUUGUGCCCAAAAUUCCAUGUGGGUGUAAAACACAAAGGUGCAUUUUUUGCAGGCACAGUGGGAAGCCAGGCCACUAGAAACUUGCUCAGGUUUUCAUAUGAGGUUAAAAACACCUGUUGGCUCCCAUUCCUCCACCUCCCCCCAAAGCAAAUGUUUGAAUGACACCAUUCUCCAGAUAGUUUUGCAGUAAAACCCAGAGCAUAUCAUGGAGUCAGGGACAUCCAGAAUACUGGGAGUUAUACUUGGAAUCAAAACCCAUACAAAAUAAUGAGAAUUAUGGGUUUGGUCCUGCAAACUCUUCCUCAAACGUACAGUCUCAAGAAAGUCACUUAGCAGUGUGAGAACUGCUCACACGAGUCAGGGCUUGCAUUAGCAGAUCCUAACUGCAUACAUUAAAAGAAAAAUAAUUGCACAAAUCUCAAAAUCAAAUUAGUUAAAAUAACAGAUAUCUGCAGAAAUUAAAUAAAAUAGUUGAUCCAUUUCUUGCUUCUGUUUUCCAGAUCUGGUAAGCAAAAAUAAAAUGAAACAUACAAACCUUUUAGAGCUGUAUUCUGCCCCUAAUCUUCAUGGGACACUCCCACUUAUGCCAGUGAGAACCCCACACAUGCUCGUAGGCUAUAUAUGACUAAUUUAGUGUACAAAAAUGUGAUCAUGUCGUAGGUGAAAGAGAGAAAAACGCUCUUCUUUCUGGCAGGUACCAGUGUUGGCAACUCACAAUUUUAUUGCAAGUCUUGAGAUAUCUGCUGUUUUUCUGAUAGCCCCCAUUCUGGGAAUCAUGUUGUUACAUGAUUUUUUUUUUUAAAGUUUCCUGGUGCUUUUGGUUGUAGAAAAAAGCUUGAAAAUGUUAAAUGUUCAAAAUGUAGAAGGCAAAUAAGAACUCAAAAUUGACAAUUUAGAACUCUCACGAUUUUUAAGCCAAUCUUGUGAUUUUGGGGGCCUGGUUCAUGAUUUUUGAACCCUUGGGAUUGGCAAUACUUAGUUAUUCAAAGUAAAUAGCAUAGAAAAGGUAAGAGUUGUACAAAAAACAAACAAAAAAAAAAGAUUAGUCAUCUGACUCAGGAAAGCUUCAUCAGUCUGAUCCAGCACUGAGAAUAAACACUUCACAGGCUGGUUGCUGUUAAAACGGCUACUGCUAUGUGAACCUGUCCCCAUUAAAUCUAACAAGCAAAGCAAUGAGGUUUAAAAGUAUUAGACUUAGUAGAUUAUACUAUUGAGUACCUGGAAUUAGGCACUUAAUUUGUAUUUAAAUGUCUGAAUAAGUGGCUGAAUUUCCAAGAUGUUGACUUCAUUAGGAACUGUGACUACUCAGUAUCCUGAAAAAUCAGUCCACCUCUAUUUAAGUGACUGAACAUGGAUUUCGGUGCCUAACGUUAGGAAAACAAGCCUGAAAAUGUUGGUCAGUUUUUAGUUUUUAGCAAAGAGCACGUAUAGCAGUAUUUUUUAACCUUUUUUUAUAUUAAAGGUAUGGGAUCUGGCAGUAAUUCAUUGCAGUGAAUUACCAGUAUUUAUCAAUCCAAAACCAAUAGCCAUCUCUUAGUUUAACAGAUGUGAUCUAGUGACAUUUAAGGCCCUGCUUCCAUACCAGUUUUACAUUGACUUCAGUGAUAUUAUUCCUGAUUUACACCAGUGCAUAAUUAGAACCUAUAUUAGGCUCUGAUCUUGCAAAUGGACUUAGCCCCCUGUCCUGCAAUGACUUAUGCACAUGCUUAAAUAUGCAUACAUGCAUAGUCCCAAGUCUCUGCAGGAUCAGGAACAUAAUGUUUGCUACUGUGAGUAACAGACUUUAGUGUAACUAACUAUUCCCAGUAGUAAGCACUACACCCAGUAGUAUUUGUAGAAUAAGGCCUUCUGACUGAGUGCAACAGAACUGAACUUUUCAGUGCAGUCCAUACUCUUGUACAAAAGUUUGAUGGUGCCACAUAACUCUCAUUUUUGCUCUCUGGUCUAGAGGUAUAGCAAGUGGGGUCUUUUAUUCAUGAUUCUUUCUGUCAACCCAGCUCUUUCAUUGUCAUCUUCACUGUUUUUUGCCCUACAUAAUACAUGCAUAUAGAUUUUAUUCCUUUCAUCUGGCAUCCCAACUUAGUUCCGAUAUUUAAAAUAACCUAUAUACAGUGUGAUAAUGAUUUUUGUUUACACUCUGCCAAAAUAUAGACGUUAGAAUUAGACCUCUAAGGUCCAAAAUCAUCAUUGAGGUAAAUGCUUACUCCUUCAGGGAUCAGUUUCAGAAAGAAAAAAGUAAAAAAAUGACCAGAGGGAGAAAUCAGCCUAGGUAGGGCUGUUGAUCACAAGCAGAGCAUGUCAUUGUUAGUGAUGUAUUUUAAUGCUAUGGAACUCUAACCUGUAUGUGUCAUAUUGACUUUUUGCUGCAUGAAUCAUACACUAUAAAAAUCAGUCUUAUGGUUUUGAGACGUAGCCAACAUUUGUGAGGCUAAACCUUUUUCAGUGACAGAAUCAAAAUCAGCAACCAAGGAACAGUCUUCUCUCUCUCUUAACUAUGAGAGCAGUUAAAAGUAUCCAGUACUUGUCUUUUCACUGAUGUAGAGGCUCCAGGACCUAAACAAGCUCUUAAUUUGUCCUGUUGUUGUAAUAAUAUGAAACUGAUUACCAGAUGUUUCCUUUUGAUAUUGCUAUGAUAUGAUCCCUAUUUAAAUUUUAUAUAGAGAAAUUUUAUUCUAGUGCAAUAGAGAUUUAUUUUCCACGUGAAGAUUCAAAGUAAUGUGAGUACAUCUUUUUACAACAGAAUAAUCUUGUUUUAAAAAAAAAGGUUUGGCCUUAUCACAAAGUUUUACCGUGUUGUAUAAAUGUUUAGCAAAUGCAAAGAGUAUGCAUUUCUUGUGUGUAUCCACAUUGACUGCCGUCGCCUUCAAAAGCAAUAUUGUGCAGGUAAAAGUUUUUUGUGACUGUCCAUUGCACAGUUUACCUACUUUAAAAGCUAACCCUAUUUAUGCACAAGACAAUCAAAUGUAAAUCUGCAUCAGCCAGACGGUGUAGAUUAAAUUUGUUUAAAUUACUGAGCACAAUGUAAAACAUUAAAAGACACUUUAUUUAAUUACACAUUACUUUGAUUAUAGAUAAUAUCAGGGCAUGAACUAGCUGACACUGUAAUUUUUUUCUCUUUUCAUACUUUCUUAACUCUUCAUUUUUAAUUUGUUCACAACUACAUCAAAUUAGUCUUUCAUGCCAUUUCUUUAAAAAAGACAAAAGGUGAACUUUUUUUAUUUUUGUUAUUGGUUUCAUGCCCUGAGGUUAACACAAACAUUACACGGUAUAAUGAGAGACAGUACUGUGGAUGAUGUAUUUUUUUGCAAACAGGAGUAAGUGAUAUGCUAUAUCAGUAAUAUUUUUUCAGCCUAAAAAAUAUAUAUAUUAAAAAUCUGUGACCGCAAAUGUUUUAAACUAUCCGAAGAGAAAAUUUGUAUAUUUGGGGGGAGAAUAAUUUUUACAUAGCUUUUGUAUGCAGAUAUUAAAAUGUAAUUAUGAAUAUAGUGGGCCUAGAUAAUUG